AUGCAAAGAGGUGAUAAACCAACUAACGAUCCUAUUAUUAGAGAAUAUCUAGCUAAAUUAGAUCCAAUUUCUCAUCCCUUAAAGUGCAAUGACGAGAGAGAUGAAUCCAAUGAUACUGAUGAUCCAACUAAUGAUCCUAUUAUUAAUGAACCAGUUGAUGAUGACAUCAUUAAUGGUCAUAUAGCUGAUGGUGUAAUGGAUGAGGUAGCUGAUAAGGGGCAAGAAGCACAAGCCCAUAAAAAGUUGUCGAAUUCCAACUAA
Messenger RNA from Prunus armeniaca (apricot), 261 nucleotides. Lineage: Eukaryota; Viridiplantae; Streptophyta; Magnoliopsida; Rosales; Rosaceae. The record is from the annotation of a GenBank genome assembly.